UCCGAAGCUCUAUUGUUUCCAGAACGGCCCUCUCGACAGUUUCUUCUCUAUGGCUCCGGGCUGCUGGAGCCGGAGGGCGGCAGGAAGACUGAGUCUUUGAACGGGACCGGGCGGGGGGCGGGGCAACCGAGCGGGAACCGAUGGAGGCAGAGAUGGAGGCAGAGACGUUGGAGUCCAGGAUCAAUAGAGCUACAAAUCCUUUAAAUAAGGACUUGGAAUGGGACAACAUCAAUGCUUUUUGUGACCAGCUGAACAAAGAAUUAGAGGGCCCUCCAUUAGCAACCCGGCUCCUAGCCCACAAGAUCCAGUCUCCACAAGAAUGGGAAGCCAUGCAGGCUCUCACGGUGCUGGAGGCCUGUAUGAAAAACUGUGGCAAGCGCUUUCAUGAUGAAGUUGGCAAGUUUAGGUUCCUUAACGAGCUCAUCAAGGUUGUGUCACCAAAGUAUCUAGGAAACAGAACUCCAGAAAAAGUGAAAUCAAAAAUCUUAGAAUUGAUGUAUAGCUGGACGUUGGGUCUGCCCGAGGAAGUGAAAAUUACAGAAGCAUAUCAGAUGUUAAAAAAACAAGGGAUUGUAAAAUGUGACCCCAAGUUGCCAGAUGAUGCACCUUUCCUUCUACCUCCUCCCAGACCAAAGAAUGCAAUCUUUGACGAUGAAGAGAAAUCCAAGAUGCUGGCCCGCCUGCUCAAAAGUUCCCAUCCUGAAGAUCUCCGAGCUGCCAAUAAACUCAUCAAAGAGAUGGUUCAAGAGGACCAAAAGCGAAUGGAGAAGAUUUCCAAGCGAGUGCAUGCCAUUGAAGAAGUAAAUAACAAUGUGAAACUGCUGACUGACAUGGUGACUAACUAUAGCAAUGGAGAGAGGACAGAGAGUAGCGAGGAUCUGAUGAAAGAGCUGUAUCAGCGCUGUGAACGCAUGAGGCCCAUGCUUUUUAGGCUUGCUAGUGACACAGAAGACAAUGAUGAAGCACUGGCUGAAAUUUUGCAAGCUAAUGACAACUUAACACAAGUGAUCAAUUUGUACAAGCACAUUGUGAAAGGAGAGGAGAUCAAUGGUGAAACAACAGCAGGUUCUCUCCGAGGCAGCACUUCUGCACUUCUGGAUCUGUCAGGACUGGACAUGUCACCUGCCUACCCAGCCGUACCAACUUUCUCCUGCAGUAGCUCAGCAACUGUGCCGGAGCAAAGCGGCUCAGUCUCUCUGUUGGACGAUGAGCUCAUGUCACUAGGGCUUACUGAUCAAGCAACUUCUUCAGUCCAAGGCGCAGACAAUAGUGGGUGGAACAGUUUCCAGUCAUCUGAGAGCCCAGAAAUGGAUGUCCCUUCAGGACUACCGGCUCCAAUAGGGAAAGCUGAAACUGGACAGCCUGCAUCUCCUGCUGCUACUAGUGGUAUGGAUGACCUGGACCUGCUAGGCAAGACUCUGUUACAGCAGUCUCUUCCCCCAGAGUCUCUUCAAGUCAGAUGGGAGAAGCAGCCACCCCCUCGAUUAACCCUGCGUGAUCUCCAAAACAAAAGCACUUCCAGCCCAUCUCUGAGCACCAAUAGCACUUCGUCCAUCUUCCCAAAUAUCUCUUCAAACCCUGCUGUCACUCUGCCCAUAGAAAAAACACCCCCUGUUUUGGCCCCUCAAGGGUCGCCGACUCUGUCUGGAAGUGCAAGCCUUCCAGCAGGUCUCCCAGCUUCCACACACCCCUUGGAAUUCUCACUGACGAAUGUCUCUGUGCCUCUGGAAUCUAUCAAGCCAAGCAGCAUCCUCCCAGUGACUGUGUAUGACCAGCAUGGUUUCCGUGUCCUCUUCCACUUUGCCAAGGACUCUCUGCCUGACCGACCUGAUGUACUAGUGGUGGUCAUCUCUAUGCUAAGCACAGCCCCUCUGCCCAUUAGGAACAUCAUCUUUCAGUCUGCCGUCCCCAAGGUGAUGAAAGUGAAACUGCAGCCACCUUCAGGGACAGAGCUCCCACCAUUCAACCCAAUAAUGCCCCCUACAGCAAUCACCCAGGUCCUCCUGCUUGCAAAUCCACAAAAGGAGAAAGUAAGACUACGAUACAAGCUGACCUUCACCAUGGCAGAUCAGACUUACAAUGAAAUGGGAGAUGUGGACCAGUUCCCCCCUCCAGAAUCAUGGGGAAAUCUCUAGUGCCACAGCCAGUGUGCUGGGUCACGUUUCUAAAGAUUCUGCCUCGCUUAGGACCAGAGCCUUCCCAGGAUUGGCUGCUGUUUGGACUCUGCUUUCAGACUGCAAAGGCAGGCGCAGGAGGAGAGGCAGAAAAGAACAAGAGGGGAUGUCUGCCUUGGGUCAGAAGGACAAGAAUGAUUGAGUUGCUCUCUGUUCUUUGAUUUCUGUUCUUAUUUGAUUUGUCCUUUACCCUCAUCUUGUUGUCUCAUUUUUUUGCUUUUCCUUCAUUGGAAUAAUAUCAGCACAGAUGAGCUUUGAAUACUUUAGACCUUCUUCUGUACAGCUUUCCCAUCUGCUGAAGUAGUAUCAGAUCUUACACUUUCCCAUUAAUACCACUUCUGCACAAGCAACCCUGACAUAGAUCAGUUCUGGAUUUUCAGAAUGCAACACAAAAGAUGGGGCAAGAUAAGUACCCAGUACUUUGUCACGGGAGAACUAACUGUCCCAUUUAAACCUUUGUGAAUUAAACAUCUUUAGGACUACAGGGUAGCUGUUUCUGUUUUGCUCACAAAGCCUCCAUUCUCCCAAAGGUUAGACAAGGGGGCGGAGUGGGGGAGCGUUGACCUAAUUCUCAACAUAUUGAUUAACACUCCAGGGGUCAGAACCAGACCAAGUUAACAGGAUGGGCAACAAAGUUUAUAAGGGAAGUUUGAAAACUGUUUUGCUCCAUGAUUUGCUUUUCUGGGAAUAUACUACCAAUAUACUGAAUGUAGAAAGUUGCAGGAUCCAUCUUCAGAUCCAUAUUGUUGUAUGCAAAGCACCUAGCUCCAUUUUAUGUAAUCCAGUCUUUGAAACCCACUAGAAUACAACAGAGAAAAUUGUUGAGAGAGAAAGAGAUAUUCCCCUAAUAUGUUUCCCUUCACACCACUACCAGCUGUAGCUCCCUUUUUCAUUUCCAUAAAAUGGCAUGCUCAGAGAUAACCAGACUUGGAAACAUGCAGUCUGUAAGGCUGCUCAAUUUAUUUUCAUGAGCAAAAUGUCCAUGGGAGUGUUAGUUCUAAACAGGUUUUAUAAUAAAUUGCACUAAAAGGGAUGAAAUUAAGCAUUGCCAGCAAAAAGUAAAUGGGAUUGAAAAGUGAAUGACAUUUUUACCCAAUGGAGUUGCAUACUUUCUUCAGUCAAAUUGACAUGUUUUGAUGGGAAAUAUUUCUGGUUAGGUUCUGCUAUGACUGGAUACUUUUAAUUUCUAAUCUCCUUUUUCAGGUUUAUCUUUGCCCCUUGCUUUUUUUAGAGUUGGUUUCAUUUAAGUUUUGAAGUCUCUUAUGUUUUUGUAUGUGUGUAUCUACACGCACGCACACACACACAAAUUCUGCACAUAGAGAAAGAGCCCUAAAAUAGACAGUGUGAAGUCUGCUGUGUUAAUGAGAAAUAUUUUUCCCAAAAGUGCAUUCUAAGAUCUGGGACCUCCUGAAAUAGCAUGAGGAUCCUAUAUAGAAUUGUAGUCUUGCAAGUCUCUUGUUUUUAUCCUAAUGGUAAUUUAUAAACUUCAUUUUGAACUUGAA
Molecule: messenger RNA, 3676 nt
Organism: Thamnophis elegans (Western terrestrial garter snake)
Lineage: Eukaryota; Metazoa; Chordata; Lepidosauria; Squamata; Natricidae
Gene: GGA1
Product: golgi associated, gamma adaptin ear containing, ARF binding protein 1
Exons: 17
Coding region: 141-2135 (664 amino acids)
Biological process (GO): vesicle-mediated transport; intracellular protein transport
Cellular component (GO): trans-Golgi network
Molecular function (GO): small GTPase binding; ubiquitin binding; phosphatidylinositol binding
Source: RefSeq, a predicted model, not a curated record